Oldenlandia corymbosa var. corymbosa is the source of this 663-nucleotide messenger RNA. NCBI's taxonomy places the organism in Eukaryota, Viridiplantae, Streptophyta, Magnoliopsida, Gentianales, Rubiaceae. The record is from the annotation of a GenBank genome assembly.
AUGUCCAUCCAAAAUAGACGUUUACUCAAGAUUAUAGUUAUUGGUGACAGCGGGGUGGGAAAGACAUCUUUGAUGAGUCAAUACGUAAACAAAAAGUUUAUCCACUUACAUAGAGCAACAAUUGGAGCUGACUUUCUCACCAAAGAGGUACAAUUGGAUGGCAAAUUAGCCACCUUGCAAAUAUGGGAUACUGCAGGGCAGGAAAGAUUCCAUAGCCUUGGAGCUGCAUUUUACAGAGGAGCUGAUUGUUGUGUUCUGGUUUUCGAUGUCAAUCUUCUCAGAUCAUUCGAAACACUUCAGAACUGGCAUGAAGAAUUCCUCAAGCAGGCUGAUCCAGCGAACCCAGAGACAUUCCCGUUCGUGCUAAUUGGAAAUAAGGUGGAUAUAAACGGCGGGAGCUGCAGAGCCAUUUCUGAGAAGGUGGUCAGGGAAUGGUGUGCUUCCAGGGGAAACAUACCUUAUUUUGAGACCUCAGCUAAAGAAAAUGUCAAUGUUGAUUAUGCCUUCAUUUCCAUUGCUAGAAUUGCCCACGCUUAUAAUCAUGAACAUGAACAAGAUAUUUGGCCUCCUUUUGAAGAAGCUCCAUCUCAUUGUGAUCUCCAACGGGUUCCAGAAUCAUUUUCAGGAAUUGAGCAAACUCAGAGAGGCGGAUGCGCUUGCUAA